GUGUUCCCUGUGGGCGGGGCGUCCGCGGUCAAUGACCAAACACAGCAGCCAAUUAGAGCGCUCAUGCUAAUGAGGAGGCUUUAAACCCUCCGGACCUUCCUGAUGAAUCGGCGCUUUGCAGACUGACCGGAAUUCCGCGGCUCUCCCGGGAGGAAACUGCAGCUCCAGAUCUGAAGAGAUCCUUCAUCUUAGUCAGGCUCGAAGCCGCCGCGCACGCGCUCAGGAAUAUCUAUUCAGGACACCCAGAGAGGAGGAAAAAAGCACUUUUUUUCUUUUUUAAAAACUUUUUUUUUCUGAUCGCCAUGUCCGCUGCUUCGGAUCAGAGCCGGCGGUUCUGCGUGUUGUCCUGGGAUCAGGUGCGGCGUUUGGACUCGAUUCUGGCGGAGAGCGUCCCCAUCCACGGCCGCGGGAACUUCCCCACUCUGUCGGUGCAGCCGCGGCAGAUAGUGCAGGUGGUGCGAGCGCGGCUGCAGGAGCGAGGCGUUUGCGUGAAGGACGUGAGGCUGAACGGCUCGGCUGCCAGCCACGUGCUGCACCAGGAGAACGGACUGGGCUACAAGGACCUGGACCUGAUCUUUGGGGUGUCGCUAAAAGACGACCAGGCCUUCCGCCUGGUGAAGGACGUGGUUUUGGACUGCCUGCUGGACUUUCUGCCCGCCGGGGUCUCCAAGGAGCGUAUCACGGCGCUGACGCUCAAAGAGGCCUACGUGCAGAAACUGGUGAAGGUCUGCAACGACACGGACCGCUGGAGCCUCAUCUCGCUGUCCAACAACACGGGGAAGAACGUGGAGCUUAAGUUCGUGGACUCUCUCAGACGGCAGUUUGAAUUUAGCGUGGACUCCUUCCAGAUCUGCCUGGACUCUCUGCUCUUAUUUGACCGUUGCUCGGAGACGCCCAUGUCCGAGAGCUUCCACCCCACGGUGAUCGGGGAGAGCGUGUACGGGGACUUCCGGGAGGCUCUGGACCACCUUUGUCGGAGGACCAUUGCGACGCGCAGCCCUGAGGAAAUCAGAGGCGGCGGAUUAUUGAAGUACUGCCACCUGCGUGUGCGGGGUUUCACGCCCUCCUCGGAGGCCGACAUGAAGCAGAUGCAGCGCUACAUGUGCUCGCGCUUCUUCAUCGACUUCCCCGACAUCGGCGAGCAGCAGAGGAAGCUGGAGGCUUACCUUCAGAACCACUUCGUCGGGAUGGAGCACAAACGCUACGAGUGCCUGAUGACCUUGCACCAAGUGGUGAACGAGAGCACCGUGUGUCUGAUGGGCCACGAGCGGCGCCAGACGCUCAGCCUCAUCUCCAUGCUGGCGCUGAGGGUGCUGGCCGAGCAGAACGCCAUCCCCACCGUGACGAACGUAACGUGUUACUACCAGCCGGCGCCUUACGUGCAGGACAUCAACUUCAGCAACUAUUAUGUCGCACAGGUGCAGCCGCCGCAGAUCCCUCACUGCUGUAACUCGUAUCCGACGUGGCUGCCCUGCAGCUGAGUCCAGGCCGCGGCGUCUCCACCCCUUCCUCAAGCGGCGAGGAUCCGAGAACUCGUCUUUGCCAAAUGUGACUAAAACAAUCCUGUACUGCUGUGCACCAGAUUGAGCCGACCGUUCUUCUCAUUUGUGUUCUUCAGAACUUUUAUAAGAUUGCUGGUCAUGUCUGAGAUGUAGCUAUAUCUUAUUUAAAUAUAACAAAAAAUUCAAAAAUUCUUUUUGGUUUUUUGAAGAAACAAAUGUUGAAUCUUAUGGUAUUU
Molecule: messenger RNA, 1738 nt
Organism: Oryzias melastigma (Indian medaka)
Lineage: Eukaryota; Metazoa; Chordata; Actinopteri; Beloniformes; Adrianichthyidae
Gene: tent5ba
Product: terminal nucleotidyltransferase 5ba
Exons: 2
Coding region: 303-1481 (392 amino acids)
Biological process (GO): mRNA stabilization
Molecular function (GO): poly(A) RNA polymerase activity; RNA binding
Source: RefSeq, a predicted model, not a curated record